AUGUCCAUCUUCCAGUGUAGUUCACAAAUAAGUACAGUUGAUAAAUACUUUAUUUUUUCCCAUAUUUUUGCAGAUUUCGAUAUAACCGAUGAUCUGCUCCGUCAGUCUUCAAAUAGUGAGCAAUUUUCGGACAGUGAAUCGGAAUGGAAUUAUGAAGCGGACGAGGAUGCGAUCAUCAUAGAAGACGUUGCCUCAUCGGUGGCCUUAACCAGAUUGGAGAAGAAUUCUGAAUUGGUCAACAAAACAACAUUAUUAAAGACCAACAUUUUCUUAGAGGAGCCAAUAGUGAGUCAUUUUUCCCAUUCUCAUGGCCAUGAUUAAUCCUGGUUGGCAACAAUUAAAAUCAUGCACUAUCAAGAUAACUGCAAAGCCGCUAUUUUAACAGUAUUUGAAAUCUUUAAACAUUAAACGCCCCCUUAAUGCCAGUGUGUUGACUAGGGGGCACUGAGUUUUGGCUGGACCCAAAACAUACGACUAUAGACCCUGCCAGCACCAGCCCCGCCUAGCCCCGCCUGGCCCCCUCAAUAAUGGCGGGGCUAGAGGGGGCUUUGAGGGGGCUAGGCGGGGCUGUGGAGGGGGCUGUGGCGGGACAUGCAACGCGAUAGCCCCGCCUAGCCCCGCCAGCGAAAAAAAAUGCGCAGGGGACGCCACAUUUCAGCCCACUUUUGGCACCACUUUAAAAUAUCGUCCCCAUUGUCAAAUAUACGAAUUAAUAACACACACAGAUUGUAAACCGGUGGACAAAUAAGAGUUUAAGCAAUGAGGGACUUAAACAAAACCUCAAUAUAUUGUGCUCAUCCGCAGCUACAUUCAGUGGGCGUAAACGGAUGCUUUCUCCAUGGUUUAUAAGCCAAUUUUGAUAAAUUAGCUCCUUUAAAUUCCAAAGAAGGUACAAUAAGUGGUGCUUUUGGAACAUAUCUUUCGAUGCAAAUACGCUUCAAAAGGCUUCAAUCCAGAGGGGGCUCUGGCCCCGCCCAGCCCCCUCCAGCCCCGCCUAUGAAGGAGCCAUGUGCUGGCAGGCGGGGCUCUGGCCCCACCCAGCCCCCUCCAGCCCCGCCUAUGAAGGGGCAAUGUGCUGGCAGGGGAGGCAUCGCCUAUGUCUUCUGAGUUUAAUAAGAAGUAAAGCGUCCACUGCGGCUCAGUGCGCAUCCCAUGUUGUCAGAAUGUCACUAAGACCUUAGAUAGAACACAUUUUAGUGGUCCAACUAAUAAUGCUUGUUGGGGAUACGUUGGAUGUCCCGAUUUUUUAAUGUCAUUAUGGUUCACAUAAAGUGAGAUUUGUUUUGUUUGCACACAAGACGCCGUCGUACAGAAGCCAAUUGAUUCUUUAGUUUCAAAUUACGGACUUUUGGCUUGCAGUUUUGUGCGCAUGGAUACCAGUCGUAAUCUGUCUUUAUUGUAGGAGAAUCAAGUAGAAAAUUUUCUUGCUAGAAUUCGCGACUGUCAACUGGUUGAAACUGAAGCAUUGCGGAAAAUUGAUCGCGAAGUUAAAAGUAUUUGCUCGACGUCCUCAGCCAAAAAGUUACAAAGGCAUUGCGGGACUAAUGGGUUUCAACGAGAACAAAAAGAAGCAACACUGA
Messenger RNA from Spirometra erinaceieuropaei, 1580 nucleotides. NCBI's taxonomy places the organism in Eukaryota, Metazoa, Platyhelminthes, Cestoda, Diphyllobothriidea, Diphyllobothriidae. The record is from the annotation of a GenBank genome assembly.